UUUUUCAGAACCUCGAACAUGUAUGCCGAUCCACAGCCUAUCGUAAGACCAAUCAAUCAUCUGUCGUGGUCGCCCAGUGUACAGAAUCGAUUGGCCGCAUCCUACACUUUUAUGGAAUUCGAGAAAAAACUAUCUAACGUGAACCCUUUCUCUUAUAUAUGGGACAUCGAGAACCCAAACACGCCAGUAAUAUGCUUAAAAUCAUCGUCACCGUUAAUAAUCGUCGAGUUUAAUCCGCGUGAUCCGUCGAUGCUGAUUAGCGGACUGAUGUCUGGCCAAGUGUGCAACUGGGACAUCCGAAUUGGGGAUGGACCAGUGCAAAUGUCCCAUCGUCAGUUUAGCCACAGGUAUCUAUCUAUCUCCGAAUGGGAAGUUCCUCGGGACUUGCACCUAGCCGCCGAGAUUAUUGGCCAGAACUUGGAUGUACUUGACUUUGAUGUAUGGCCUCCGGAAUCGCAAAUAUCCUCCGAGAGAAAGCCGCAAAGCCGUGCAAACGGUAGUUUCUGAUACCCGGAUUAAUAUAGUCCAUGGUAGAUAUGACAUUUCGACGAGAACGUG
This is a messenger RNA of Pogonomyrmex barbatus (red harvester ant), 558 nucleotides long. RefSeq names its product dynein intermediate chain 3, ciliary-like. The record is from RefSeq and is a predicted model, not a curated record. NCBI's taxonomy places the organism in Eukaryota, Metazoa, Arthropoda, Insecta, Hymenoptera, Formicidae. Gene Ontology annotation, molecular function: dynein light chain binding; dynein heavy chain binding. Gene Ontology annotation, biological process: cilium movement; outer dynein arm assembly. Gene Ontology annotation, cellular component: outer dynein arm.